AUGUCAAAUUAACUGAGAAUCUCUGAUGUUUAUGUGUUGUGCGUUGUGCAUAAAAAUAUUAGUUUAGUUUACCCGUGUCAGUUCAGUGGUAAUUAGUGAUUGAAAAUGAUGAAUUCUAUGGGAAUGCACAUGCAACAAUCUGGCGUAGUACCCGGAGGCCCGGGUGGAUCAGUAGGCAUAGCCGGUCCAGUCGGUGUGUCACCGGUAAUGAUGCAGUCUCCCCAGAUGCAGCAACAACAAGCGGCUCAGCAGCAGCAACAGCAAGCACAAUCUCAACAACAGGCACAACAGACCGAGAAAGUGGACAACAUCUCCAAGGUAAAAGGACUGGUUGGACCCCUGCGAGAUGCUUUGUCCACAACAAUCAAAACUGCCGCACAGUUGUUGCAGCAAAACAACCUGAACGAUGCCGGAACCAAAGGGACUGAUCUGGGUGCAAGUACUCCCAGAUUCGAUAAGCAUCUAGAGGAAUUCUAUUCGAUUUGUGAUCAAAUUGAACUGAAUCUUAAAACUGCCAAGUUAUGCAUGCAGCAAGGGGCUUCAUCGCAGCAGUAUCUUCCCAUUCCUGUGGCACCCACGCAACCGAAUCCUGCCGAGACGAACGCGCUCUCUUACAGCCAAUACUUGGACGUAGUCAAAAUUCAAAUCGGUUACGCGAAAGAUAUACACGAUACUCUGAUCUGUGCUGCCGCAAAUAUUUCUCCGGCCGAAUGAUAGAAAUAUUAGGGUUUUGUCAUAUUUUGUUUUAACUUUUUUCUUUAUUUGAGAUGGCAACUAGAACUAAACACUGUAAAAUAAAUUAAUCCAAUAAGA
Molecule: messenger RNA, 813 nt
Organism: Topomyia yanbarensis
Lineage: Eukaryota; Metazoa; Arthropoda; Insecta; Diptera; Culicidae
Gene: ix
Product: mediator of RNA polymerase II transcription subunit 29
Exons: 3
Coding region: 106-714 (202 amino acids)
Biological process (GO): regulation of transcription by RNA polymerase II
Cellular component (GO): mediator complex
Molecular function (GO): transcription factor binding; transcription coregulator activity
Source: RefSeq, a predicted model, not a curated record